AUGGGUUACAUACAGCGCUGGGUUGGCCUAGAUGCCCGCGACAACGCGAAGACAUUGGAGCGGAAACUCGUCGUCAAGUUGGGUACGUACCUUAUCUGA
Parastagonospora nodorum SN15 is the source of this 99-nucleotide messenger RNA. RefSeq lists its product as hypothetical. The record is from RefSeq and is a predicted model, not a curated record. The coding region runs from base 1 to 99 and encodes 32 amino acids. Lineage: Eukaryota; Fungi; Ascomycota; Dothideomycetes; Pleosporales; Phaeosphaeriaceae. The transcript has 2 exons.